AUGGAAGAGUGCUUAACACGUUUGAAUGGUGCCCUCGAGCUGGCACUCAAGACGUUGCGCCAGGAAGCAAGCGACGAGCUCUUGAACACAAUUCACAAUGACAACAAGCUUCCUGACAAGAAGAGACUCAGCCUCGCUACAAAAUCUGUUGACAUGCUAUAUGAGUUGGAAAAAUUACUCACACCAGGUCCGUUGUUGCUAUCAGACUUCUUUUUUGGGUACAUGAAUACCAAAUGCCUCUGCGGAACAGUCGAACUGGGAAUACCGGAUGUGUUGCGUAAAGGUCCUCAAAAAGUGUCAGAACUGGCGAGUAUUUGCGGUGCUCGUGAAGAUCGACUCCGUCAGGUCCUCCGACAGCUGCAUAAUGAAGGCAUCUAUCAGUACGACCGCUCAUCUGACAGUUACAGCAACAACCCGGCUUCCAAGCUAUUGAUAUCAGACCACUGGACGCAAUGGCGUAAUUGGGUUGACUUAUACGGAAACGAAUUCUACGAAAUGUCUGCAGGGAUUCCUGCAUCUCUCAGAAAGGACGCUACUCGCGUACCAGCCCAGAUCGCCUUUGACACCGAUAAGGGUAUGUUCCAAUACUUUUCCGACAUGGGUUGGGUACCUCGGUUGCACCGAACUCUUAGCGGUGGUGCUAUUGCUCAAGCUCCCGGUAUCCUCGAAGACUAUCCAUGGCAAGAAGUCGCCGACGAAUUAGUGCUAGACAUCGGCGGUGGUGGCGGAGGACUCAUCGCUCUUCUAACGCGGAGGUAUCCUACCAUGCGCGGCAGCAUCCUUGACCUCCCCAGAGUAAUUGAAGAGGCCAAAUUCAACUUUCAUUCCCCCAAUGGUGUAUACGCCGACGUGGGCGGACAAGUGUCGGCGGAUGCACUAUUAGCCGGGGAUUUCUUCCAGUCGAUUCCAACAUCUCAGGUAUACACCAUGAAAUGGUGCCUUCAUGACUGGGACGACGACAGAGCGCUCAGGGUACUUUCAAAUAUUCGGACAUCAAUCCAACCAGGACCAAAGUCUCGCGUGGUAGUUUUUGAGUCUAUACUAGGCGAUGGGAGGACAAGUCGACUCUCACGGUAUGGCAAUCUCAACAUGAUGGUCGCGGUCGGAGGUCAGGAACGAGAUGAAUCCCAUUGGAGAAGCCUAGCCCAGAGCACCGGAUGGACGGUCAGUCGUAUUUUCAGUUUGAGGAAUUCCUGGACAUCAGCCAUUGAAUUAGUCCCCUCAUCAAAAGAGCCGACAGGCGUUAAUGGAAGCGAAAUGGCUGGCGACCAUCCCGCACAGUCUACCAACGGUCAUGGACAUGUACCCGAGCAAGAUGGCAUCGACGACAAGCCCGGGGUAACGAUGGGCCUGGCAAGAUUACCAGGUCGGACGGUGGAGGCGCAAAUGAGAUUCCUUCAGGGACCGUGGGAUGCGUCCAAGGGUAAUCCCUUUAUUCGUGUGAAUCCGGCCGACGGCUAUGAUUACAUGAAUUUCACUUGGGCUGACCACCGUGUCUUGGUGACGGAUGCCCGUCCACAAAAAGAUAUGUUCAACCUGGAAACCCACGGCUUCGCGUACUACGACAACCCGAUUGAUUCUGGACUCGUAGAGGCGAUUCGAUCAGGCAAUCAAGAUACAGUCCUGGCCAGGUACUACCCCACGGUUCGAGAAUUCGUGAAAGACGUCACGGGUGCACAAGAGGUGAUUAUCUUCGAUCACACAUUGCGGAAGCGCAGGGUGGAACUCGGUGAACGCGAGAAUGAGACCGGAAAAGAGCAGCCGGCAACCAUGGUGCAUUGUGACCAGUCGACGCAGGGUGCCAUUCGACGAAUAGAGCAGAAUCUGCCAGUGGGUUUGGAUUUGGCGGCCAUGCUGUCUCGCAGGGUGCGGAUGUUGAACAUCUGGCGUCCUCUCAACGGUCCUGUGGAAGACUGGCCCCUCGCUCAAAUGGACUUUCGCACUUGUCCACCGGAGACGCUUCUAAACUGUGAUCUCCUGCGUGGAGCUCUGGAGAAGCGAGGCCAGACGGUGACAUUUACUCAUUCUGACCAACAGCAAUGGUACUAUCUAGACGCCCAUCGGACCGACGAAGUAACGGUGAUCAAGAUCUGGGAUAACCAGGAGGGCGUUAAGGCGAGGCUAUGCCCCCACGCCGCAUUCAAGCAUCCAGAUUCACCACCAAACGCCCGGCCUCGUGAGAGCGUGGAAGUAAGAUGCAUCGUCAUUGACAAACUGUGA
Rhinocladiella mackenziei CBS 650.93 is the source of this 2220-nucleotide messenger RNA. RefSeq lists its product as uncharacterized. The record is from RefSeq and is a predicted model, not a curated record. The coding region runs from base 1 to 2220 and encodes 739 amino acids. Gene Ontology annotation, molecular function: oxidoreductase activity; O-methyltransferase activity. The transcript is spliced from 6 exons. Lineage: Eukaryota; Fungi; Ascomycota; Eurotiomycetes; Chaetothyriales; Herpotrichiellaceae.